AAGCCGGUAGUUCCGAAACUAUUUCCCGCGAGAUGGACGUUUAGCAAAACUACAACGAAAAACUACAUUUUGUUUAAGCUAGCUGUGCCCUGUUACCCAAUACUACAUCACUUGGCUUCUAACUGUAUUUAGCAACGAUAGCUAUGUAUAAUUCAAUGUAACUAUUUAGCUGUAAAGUUAUCUGUGCAUCCUGAAGGCUCAUUAAUUAACACAAACACACGUUAGUACCAUGGACAGAGAGUGUGUGUCGUUGCUGCCUGGUGUGUGUGAGGUGCUGGCGGAUCCAGGGACGUCUCUGCCCGAUGACACCAGCCUGGAGAAACUGUUGGACUGGUUCACAGGGCUCAUCGAGGCUGGGGGAUCUCUGCUGGAGGCCUGCCCAUGUCUGCUUGAAUUCAUAUCCACUGUGGUCCACAACACAGCUUCAGACCCCGGUGUCCUCUCCUUCACUCUCAGACUCACCGGCUUAGUGUCUGCCACUGAGGACGGCUUCAAAAUGCUUCAGGAACGCUCUGUUCUGAACGAGGUCUUCAACCUUAAGCACUGGCAAGAAGCAGGACUGUGGGAGGAUCCCUGUUUAAGGAUCGGGUGGAUCCAGGGCUUAAGGAGCAUGCUGCAGCACCCAGAGGCUCUCAGUUUCUUUGUUCAAUCAGCUUUCCUUGACCCGCUCCUACAACUCCAGACAGACACAAGUCUAUUCGUUGCCUCAGCUGCCAAUCAGAUGCUCGCCCACGUCCUGCUCUUCUUUCAGCCAGUCUCGUCUCCAGGAUGUAACGGCGUCGAUAAGAAAGCAGAAGAUGACGGGAGGACGCAUACCAGCGCAGAGUACACUGCUGUUGUCACGUCAAUCUCACAGUACCUCAAGGAGUCGCUGGUUCCCAAAGAAAACACAAAGCACCAUCAGAGUCUGCAGAUCCUCAAACUGCUGGCCCUGCUCCUGGCCAAGGCCGGGCCUCCUCUGCGGGACAAGCUGCUGCAGACAGUCGGAGACUCUUUGGAGGAACUGGUGACUGCAGGCGGUAGUGAGCUCACGCUGCCGUUGAUGGACGUCGUUCUUGCUGCAUACAGCUCCGGCACUGAUGAACGCGUCACCCGUCUUUUAGCGUCGAUGUUGAACAUUAACAAACCCGCUGACCUCAUUCAUGCUGCAGCUGCUUUUCUUCGCAGAGGUCGUUGUGAUGCUGUUCACACAGCCCGGGCAGUGAGAGUACUGCUGCUACCCCUCGACGUUAUCACUGGUCAGAGUCUACUGGGCACAAACACCACCGCAGACGCACAUCAGGUUUCAGUGGUAGAGCAGCUGAAGAGUAAAACCCCCUGCAUCUCUAUGAUCUGCGUUUGUCUGACAAACACGCCACAGAUCGCACUCACGCCUUCCGGCGUCCUCCCCUGUCCUCCAGUUUUAAUUAUCACUGCAGUUCUGUCAUUGUUAAGCAUCUGCAGCGGCGUCUCUUCCUCCUCAUCCACGGGUUCCAGUGAGGUUUACAGGAACGUCAUUGGCAACGGCAAAGUUCAGAAAUGUGCCCUAGAGGCUCUGACGGCUCUCAGCAGCAGCCCAGGGGCGAUGGAGAAGAUCAGUGAAGUGUUCACAGUUCUGAUACAAUAUCUGGACAAUCCUGAUUCUGACCCCACUGUACUCCACAAGUCCUACCAGGCCUUGUUAAAAUGGACGAGUGUGUGCACAGACUUCUCCUUGGUAACAGACCACCUCAGACACGAUCUCAUCGAGGUAGUGAAGAAGCGUGUGUGUGACAUGCGUUGGGAGGUGAGAGACUCCACAGUGGAGUUUCUGGGACACCUGACAGGCGUGCGUGUCUCCCUGAAAUCAGUGGAGGUGUGUGACUCGUCUGACGUGCUGCUGGGCGUCUGCUCUACCACUCCACUCCUGAAGGAGGCGCUCCAGGACUCAGAGAGUUAUGUGAGAGCGAGCGCCAUCGCUGCCCUGGCAAAGACACUGACGCACAGCUGGCAGCAGGGGGCAGCACUCACUCAGGAGGAGACUGAAAUAGUGAGCCGGCUGCUUGAAAUCCUCUCCCAGGACACGGAGGGAUUCCCCAGGAGGGCUGUCGUACAAUACUUCAUCUCAUGGUACUCUUCUAACUCCUCGCACUUGCCUCUAUCAUCAUCCGGCUCCUCCGCCUCUCUCCUGAUGCAGUGCGUGCGCUCCGUGCUCUCACAGGGCAGCGCAGAUCUGGACUGGGAGGUCAAAGUUCACACGCUGGAGCUGGCUGAGCUGCUGCUGGAUGAAACCUUUUCAGCUCACCAGGGUUACAGGAAGGGCUCAGACGCACAUCGUGCCCCGUCGCACCCUUAUGGUGUAGUUUCUGAGCAGGCCCACACACUUCACACACACGCUGGUACACACACAGAGGGCACGGAGUCUGAUUUGGCCACCGUGGUCGAGCAGGGAGUCAUGUCAGCCCUGUUGAGUGGACUGGUUGACUGCGAUAGACCUGUGGCCCUAAAAGCCUGUCGACUGCUGAUAACACUCAGAGAGACGGUCUGCACCCUGUCGCUAGGGACACUGGAUGCAACUGCUUCCAUGGCAACAGUAUCCUGUAAACUACCGGGCUUGGGCUGGGGGAAGGAGAUCAUAAAGAUACUGAGGUUGAAGAGGAGUGAUCGGGCAAGAGAGGCGGACAUCGCUGCUCAGAGAAAUCUCAGUGAUGCAGACGAGGGAGGGGAAAGUGUGAGUGUGUGUGAGGCGUUGAGGCUUCUGGGUUUAGACGAGAGGCUGGACGUCCUGACUCAAAGCAGCGACCACAUCCACAACUCCCCGCUCUCUCUGCUGCAGGACAUACUGACUGCGAGUGCCGCUCACACACAACCGGGGGAAGAGGUCAUAGUGGACUGCUACUGACACACACACACACACACACACACACACACACACACACACACACACAUCAACACAAUCUUGCCUUAUGUUGGCUUGUCAUUAGUGAUGAACAACACAAUCUUAAAGGGUAAGUUCAGAUUGUUUGAAGUAGGGUUGAAUGAGGUACUUAUCCAUAGUUGGUGUAUUACAGUAGAUGGUGUUCGACACGAUUGCGGGCACAGAAGCAAAGCAAUGUACUGCAUUGGACGGGGGCAGCAGCGUGUUUUAUUCUUAAAAAAUCAAUAUUGGUGACUUUGGUUAGUCACACAAUAAUACAAACAUACUAACCAAUCGAGGCAGCGGUACCCAGCAGCCCCCGUGUUCUGCGAUGUUAAAUGUUCAAUCGAUCAAUGAGUCUGGUGGCUGUCUCACAGCAACGUAAAGGGCUGACAAUAUUCUAAAUAUAGCUACAGAUGACUGGAUAUAAGUGCCUUAUACAACCUUAUGUCAAAAACUCCAAACUAUCCCUUUAACUCAGAGUACAAUUGUCUUCAUGUUGUUGUCAUAUUUUGGUUACUUUAGUAAAAGAGGAAUUAUUUUACUGAUUUAUACAUGUACACAUGUGAUCUCAGGCGGAGCAAUUUCACCGUUUCAACAUUUUCACAUUGUUAUUUUGAUUGCACAAACGAUUGCAAUGAACAAUAUAUUGUGAAUAAGCCAACUGGAAACAGUGGCGAGAAUUAUGCAACAUUUAAUAUUACAAUUUUAAUAAACACCAAGCAGGCGACGUU
Molecule: messenger RNA, 3609 nt
Organism: Cottoperca gobio
Lineage: Eukaryota; Metazoa; Chordata; Actinopteri; Perciformes; Bovichtidae
Gene: brat1
Product: BRCA1-associated ATM activator 1
Exons: 12
Coding region: 230-2860 (876 amino acids)
Biological process (GO): positive regulation of protein phosphorylation; cell population proliferation; DNA damage response
Cellular component (GO): nucleus
Source: RefSeq, a predicted model, not a curated record